AUGUCUCGACCAGUUCCUAACACCUUCCAAGCCGAACAGGCGGACAAUCUCGAGGAUAUCGAGAAGCAGUUCGCUGUCAAGGUCGUCCAACACAUGCAGACCUACUGGUCCAUUCUCGAGCGUGUCAAGGGCUCUUCGCUCCGUCUGACAAAGCUCGACGAUGAAAUCUAUGAGCACCUCAAGAGGGACUUCCCCGACUUCGACCCCGCCGAGACCAUUGACGAGGACAAGAUGAAGAGCAAGGAGGGCAAGGAGAGGUGGCGCAACUUCAUGAUGGCGUAUGAGAAGAAGGUCGAUGAUUACAACUUUGGCACCAUGUUGCGGGCGAAUCCAAAGUGGGAGUACGGCAAGGACGAGACCAUAUUCGUGCCGAGGAUGCAGUUUUAUGCCGUCGAGAUUGCGAGAAACAAAUUGGGCUUGAACGACUGGAUUUACGAGCAGGCUCAGAAAGAAAAGGCCUCCAAAUCU
Molecule: messenger RNA, 468 nt
Organism: Thermothelomyces thermophilus ATCC 42464
Lineage: Eukaryota; Fungi; Ascomycota; Sordariomycetes; Sordariales; Chaetomiaceae
Exons: 4
Cellular component (GO): cytoplasm
Source: RefSeq, a predicted model, not a curated record